UGGGCCAGGCCUUUGCCCAACACCUGCAGACCUAAGGCGCUGAGAGACAAGCGUCCUACCUCGCACUCCCCUCCACCCCCAGAAGGAGGCUCUGGAAAGGACUGGGAGGAUGGAAGCCAUCCCUGCCUCAGUCCCACAGGGCUGCAGGCCACACACAGAGAGAGAAGCAGAGGGGAAAACUUCAGACUUCCAAGAGAUCCAGUUGCAGGAGACAUCUGCUCUGUGACAUUUAGUACAGGCCAAAGAGAAAUCCAGGAACCACGGACUUCCACCUCUUGCCUUCCUCCCGAGGACUCUGUGACACCAUGGUGGUGCAGGACAACACGGACGUAAGGGACACUGGGGUGGGUGUACGGCUGGAGCCCUUCCUGCACCAGGUCGGGGGCCACCUGAGCAUGAUGCAGUAUGAUGCACACACUGUGUGCAAGCCCCUCAUCUCUCAGGAACAACAGUUCUACGAAUCCUUGCCACUGGCCAUGAGGUGCUUCACCCCGCAGUAUAAAGGUACCAUCACAGUGCGCCUCCAGAGAGACAGCAGGGGCCACCUCAGCCUGGUUGCCCACCCGCUGAAGGAGAACCAGGAGUCCUUCCCAGUUUCCUCAGAAUCGGCUGCGGUGGCCAUGUGGCAGACACUCCAACAGACCACUGGUAGCAGUGGCGGCCCACGUCCCCUGGUCCAACUGGCCCAUUCAUUCAAGGAGAGCACAGCCAAGGUGCUCCUGAGGUCCAACUUCCCCCUCAGCACCCAAGUGGAAGGCGCUAAUGGUAACCAGGUGGAGAGGAGGAACUUCAACCCCUGGGGCCUGCACUGCCACCAGGCCCACCUGACCCGCCUGUGCUCUGAGUGCCCUGAGGACAAGCGGUGCCGGUUCCUGCUGCUAGAAAAUGUGGUGUCACAGUACACUCAGCCCUGCAUUCUGGAUCUGAAGAUGGGGACCCAGCAGCACGGGGAUGAUGCAUCUGAGGAGAAGAAGGCCCGUCACAUGAAGAAGUGUGCGCAGAGCACCUCAGCCUGCCUGGGCGUGCGUGUCUGCGGCAUGCAGGUUUAUCAAACGGAUAAGAAGCGUUUUCUCUGCAAGGACAAAUACUAUGGAAGGAAGCUCUCAGUGCAGGGCUUCAGACAAGCCCUUUCCCAGUUCCUGCAUGAUGGAACCCGACUGCGCAGGGAGCUCCUGGGGCCCAUCCUGUGCCGGCUUCAGGAGCUCCUCACUGUCAUCCGGAGCCAGAGCUCCUACCGUUUCUACUCCAGCUCCCUCCUCAUCAUUUACGAUGGGCAGGAGCCUCCAGAAAGAACCCCUCAGGAGGCCUACAGCAGCACUCUGGGUAACCCCUCCAAAGUCGACAUCCGUAUGAUUGACUUCGCUCACACAACAUACAAGGGCUCCUGGAACAAACAUACCACGUAUGAGGGACCAGAUUCUGGCUAUAUUUUUGGCCUGGAAAACCUUAUUGGGAUCCUGCGGGAUAUCCAAGAGGGAGAAUGAAAUUUCUUAGAACUCUCUGUAAUUUUCUGGGCUACAGAUUUUGCAAAGGGACCCAAGCUAUGGUCGGCUAGAUCUGCCCCCCGCCCCCGCCCAGAAAGGUCUUGUAAUAAUCAUAUCUACCUUCAAAAGCCAUCUAUCUCUACGCAUGGCAGAUGAUAGUGACAGCUGCUACAGAGAUCUGUUCUGCAGGCAGCCCCCUCCCCCGGCCUCUUCUGCAGUGUGGGCCUCAUCUCGGAGCAGACAGUGGCAGCACUGUGGAAGUCACCGGAGGGUGCAGCCUGGGUCAGAGGCCAGCACUGCAAUGCUGCAGGGUAUCUGCAUCCCUGAAUGUUUUCUUAUCAUAUCUUAGUUCUCCAAAGCCAUGAGAGGGGAAAAAAAUCUCUCCUGGAAGAAACCUUGAAGAAUGGGUUGCCACAUGCUGUGUGGAUCGGCCACUCCAUGGACAGAGUUACUGAAUGCCUCUUGCCUUCUAUGACAAGUAGACAGGGGCAGGAGGAGGUGAACACGUUUGUCUAUCCCACCUGCUUUGUACCCGGGUUCGUAGUGGACAAGAGCAUCCUGCUGGAGGCUGUAGCUCAGUGGAUGUGUGAGGCCCUGGGUUCAGUCUCCAGGACUGCAGAUUAAGAAUAACAGCAAUAGGCUAGGCAUGGUGGCAUACGCCUUUAAUCCCAGCACUCAGGAGGCAGAGGCAGG
Nannospalax galili (Upper Galilee mountains blind mole rat) is the source of this 2177-nucleotide messenger RNA. It is a transcript of the gene Ip6k3, whose product is annotated as inositol hexakisphosphate kinase 3. Gene Ontology annotation, biological process: phosphatidylinositol phosphate biosynthetic process; inositol phosphate biosynthetic process. Gene Ontology annotation, cellular component: nucleus; cytoplasm. The transcript is spliced from 7 exons. NCBI's taxonomy places the organism in Eukaryota, Metazoa, Chordata, Mammalia, Rodentia, Spalacidae. The coding region runs from base 306 to 1484 and encodes 392 amino acids. Gene Ontology annotation, molecular function: inositol hexakisphosphate kinase activity. The record is from RefSeq and is a predicted model, not a curated record.